GUAAUCAUGAUCUGACUCCAACUCCAAAGACUACCACUAGAGGUCAAAAGAAAAAUACUGCUGCUAAUCCAAAGGAGCCCAUUAAUGUGCCUGAUGACAAUCAACUAGAUGUACUAGCUCUAGAGGCUAGUAUUAAAUGUAAAAAUAUAACAGCUCUGAAGGCUAUUAUUAAACGUAAGCAAAAUGAACUAACUUAA
Messenger RNA from Funneliformis caledonium, 197 nucleotides. NCBI's taxonomy places the organism in Eukaryota, Fungi, Glomeromycota, Glomeromycetes, Glomerales, Glomeraceae. The record is from the annotation of a GenBank genome assembly.